CUUCAGAUGCACAAAUGUCUGGCAUAUACCAAGAGCCAUUCAUGCUACUUCUAUACCAAUCUUGAAAGGAAGAAAACUGACCCAGUGCUAAGGGAUGUUGGCAUUCUUGAUAUAGAAGACUUGGUAAAACUUGGGCAGAAGCAGCGGGUUUGUCCUUAUUUCCUGGCACGGGAGCUCAAAAAGGAUGCUGAUAUUAUUUUUAUGCCUUACAACUACAUAUUGGACCAGAAACGCUUGAAGUCACAUGGAGUGGAACUUACAAACAAUGUGGUGAUCCUGGAUGAAGCCCACAAUGUGGAAAAAAUAUGUGAGGAGUCUGUUUCUAUUCAUAUCCGAAGUACAGAUGUGGCAUUGUGCAUUCAGGAAAUCACACAGGUAAUGGAGAACUUAUAUGAGAACAGGGAAUCUGCUGCAGAAUUCUCACAGAUCGGAGACACCACGAAGCCAGAUUUUUCUGCUGAGGAACUCUGUAUACUGAAGACUAUGUUUUUAGAGCUGGAGAAGGCCAUUGAUGAUAUACCAGUUGAGUCGGGUGGCUCAACUUUUUAUGGAAGUUUUAUUAUUGAUUUACUGGCGAAGGCAGGGGUCACAUAUGAGAAGAGCUCCCUUCUCGUAGAUGUGUUAAUGAAGAUUAUUCAGUACCUCUCGGUUACUGGUAACUCUCCAUUUCGUUUCAAAGGAGCUGCAAUCCAAAAGAUUGUUGACUUACUGAAGAUUGUGUUCAGAUCGCAUAAUGACAGAAGUGUUCACAUAGAUCAGCUCAAGCAUUGCUUCAAGGUUCAUGUGACUGAAGAGGAACUAAAGAAGUCAAAACAGAAGUCUGAUUCAUGGGGCGAGACCAGAGCAUCAGGCACCAAAGCGAAAGAAAGAGUUAUCACUUAUUUGUGCUUCAGUCCUGCAUUUGGGUUAGUAUUCAUCUUCAAUAAUGGGUCCAAUGCUGUUACUUCUCAGGUUCAUGUGACUGAAGAGGAACUAAAGAAGUCAAAACAGAAGUCUGAUUCAUGGGGCGAGACCAGAGCAUCAGGCACCAAAGCGAAAGAAAGAGUUAUCACUUAUUUGUGCUUCAGUCCUGCAUUUGGGAUGAAGCAACUAUUGGAAAACAAUUUGCACUGUGUGAUUCUUACAAGUGGAACAUUAUCGCCAUUGCCAUCUCUUAUGUCUGAACUUGGGAUACCAAUUCCAGUCACGUUAGAGAAUCCUCAUGUGAUUGGUUCAGGCCAGGUGUUUGUUUCUGUAAUAUCAACAGGACCAGAUGGAUGUGCUCUGAACUCUUCCUACAACACAAGGAAUGACCCCCAGUACAUAUCAUCGUUGGGAAUGACCGUGUUGAAUGUGUGCCGUGUCGUUCCUCAUGGUAUUCUGGUGUUCUUCCCGUCAUAUCCUGUCCUGUACAAAUGCAAGGAAGAGUGGCAACAGUCUGGUCUCUGGUCAAAGAUUGCUGCCCUCAAGCCAAUCUUUGUGGAACCCAGAAGCCGUGAUGGCUUCAACACCACCAUAGCUGAGUACUGCAACAAGGUGCAGGACCCUGUCACCAGGGGAGCCUGUUUUAUGGCAGUCACUCGAGGCAAAGUGUCUGAAGGACUUGACUUUAUGGAUGUUAAUGGUCGAGCUGUCAUUGUUAUAGGACUCCCAUUCCCUCCACUGAUGGAUACUUAUGUCAGACUUAAACGGAUCUACCUUAAAGAGAACCACGGAAAGAAUGGAAAUCAAUGUCUCACUGCAGAAGAGUGGUAUCUCCUUGAAGCCACACGUGCUGUCAACCAGGGCAUUGGUCGAGUAAUUAGACACAAGAAUGACUAUGGGGCGAUACUUUUAUGUGACCAAAGAUUUGAAGGGCAGUCGUUCAAAACAGCCUUGUCUUCAUGGGUACAACCACAUGUGAAGAAGCAAUCUUCAUUUGGCUCAAUGAUACGUGAAUUGCGGCAGUUUUUUGUUAACGCAGAGAAGAUGUUGCCACCUCCAAGAUUGAGAGCGCCUGCCUGUGAGUUGAAGGCUUCUCCUCCUGUUUCAGCAUCAUUUGACACAACAGCCGCUCGUUCCCUUGCAGUGGCAAGGAUGGGGAAUGCACCUGCAGUGGCUAGUGGCUUUAGCUCUGAAUGGUCACCUGAUGAGUACUUAGCCGCACCUUCUGGCAGCGUGCCAGCGGCAAAAAAGAAUGACUUGUUUGGAGCUUUGGAAAAACCAACUACUGUUAUAAAUUUCAAUGAUAUGAGUGCAGCAUCUUCUACCAAAUCUCUUUUUAAGUGGAGUGACAGUGAACAACCCAAAGCAAAGAAAUUGAAGCUGAAAGUAGCUCCACUGAAAGUUAUGUCACCAUCUCAGGAUUUAGUGGACCUGUGUGCAGAGGAGAGAAAAGCAGUAAAUCCUGUUAUAUUAAAACCUGACUCAUCAUUGUCUAUUUCAUCAAAACCUUGUUCAUCCCAGAACAAGUCUUCUUUGAGCAGUGCACCAAAAGUACAAGAGAUCAGCUCUUAUUUAAAGGAGGUCAAGAAGUCACUAGAUGCGACUACAUAUGAAAAAUUCUCGAAGCUCACAUGUGCAUAUGAUAAGAACAAGGAUUUGAACCAGCUGCUGGGUGCUCUGUGGGAAGUUAUGAUGGGUGAUGGAAGAAACAUGAAAGAACUUUUCAGAGGUUACAGACGCUUUCUUCAUUCAAGUCACAGAAGGGAAUUUGAUGAUUAUUGUUCUGCCAUGAUUCACGAAUGACAACUCGUGCUGAAAGGUCAUGUUAAUUUGAGUCGGACAUUAUAAGGAAGCCAUCCCAUUACUUAUGUCAUUUUGAAUCAGUGACAGAAAACCCUGGCCAAUACUUUACUUCUUUGUCAUCAGAAAUGGAUGACUGCAUUAAGAACGUUGGCAGAAGAUACGGUUUAUUCAUCCGAGAAUCUUUAAUCGACUUAAGUCGCCCUGAAAACUUGGCUUUAUACAUGGGUUAAGAACCUUCUUGUUGAGUUCUCACCAAAUUCACGAAAUUUAACGAUUGAUUGAACUAGCGCGAACGAACUUUGAAGAUAAAAUUCAAUGAAGUGUCACUUGAUGUGUUUUGGAUUUCAAUAAGGUAAGAGUGUCUUGUGGUAUCAGCAAAAGCAGUGAACAUCUUACUAAAAUUUCAAACUUCUUUUCUCUGUGAACAAGCUUUCUCAUCUCUGACAAACAUUAAAAGCAGAGAAAGAAAUCGUCUGUGAGUGUGUUUGUCAGAAAUUCCGCCAAGGAUUUAACAUUUGUACAGAAAGAAACAAAUGCUUAAAUGUUAUUUUUUACAACGUAAGAUGAAUAUAUAUAUACUGUCUUAAUGAGA
Molecule: messenger RNA, 3298 nt
Organism: Zootermopsis nevadensis
Lineage: Eukaryota; Metazoa; Arthropoda; Insecta; Blattodea; Termopsidae
Source: RefSeq, a predicted model, not a curated record